AUGUCGGUUUUGUCGGUCUCUGUACCCAAGCGCAGUUCCGCCGGCGAGUGGGCUCUGCACCAGCCGGGGACAGAGGGAGUGCGCACGCGCGGCUCAGGGCGGCUGUGUGGGUCAGCGGCAGAAGCCUCUGAAGACAACUGGCUCCUGUCCCGAGAGUCUCACGCAGCGCCUAGGGGGCGCGCGGCCCAACGGCCCCUCAAGCUCAAGGUCCCGAGGCCUCCUGGGAAAGGUAGUUCACGGUCUCCAGCUCUGCCUUCUGAAGACUCUGCCCUUCCCCAGGAUAAGCACGUGGAGGAGGAGGAAGAGAAGGAGGAGGAAGAGAUGUCUCCUGAGCUCUUGAUAUCUGGUUACCAGGAAUCAGUGACAUUCAAGGAUGUGUCUGUGGACUUCACCCAGGGGGAGUGGAGCCACCUGGAUGCUGCUCAGAGGGCCCUGUACAGGGAAGUGAUGCUGGAGACCUUUGAGAACUUUGUCUCCCUGGGGCUUCCAGUUUUGAAACCAGAUGUGAUCUCCCGAUUGGAGAGAGGAGAAGCUCCAUGGAUGCUCGAGGGAGAGAUCCCAAGAGACCCUAACCCAGGUUCUUCUCAUGAGGAAAGAUGUGAAACCAAGACCAUCCUCAUGAGAACAUCAGCCAAGGAAAGACUGCAGAAGCAAGGAACUCAUACUAGAGAGAAAUCCAUUAGAUGUGACAAAGCCUUCAUCCAGAAUGUCCUUGUUAGGUAUGAUGAGAAAAUUCUUGCAGUGGAGGUGUAA
Messenger RNA from Trichosurus vulpecula (common brushtail), 753 nucleotides. RefSeq names its product zinc finger protein 69 homolog. Bases 1 to 753 code for a protein of 250 amino acids. Lineage: Eukaryota; Metazoa; Chordata; Mammalia; Diprotodontia; Phalangeridae. Gene Ontology annotation, biological process: regulation of DNA-templated transcription. The record is from RefSeq and is a predicted model, not a curated record. The transcript has 8 exons.